This is a messenger RNA of Lobosporangium transversale, 1715 nucleotides long. RefSeq lists its product as hypothetical. Bases 278 to 1381 code for a protein of 367 amino acids. The record is from RefSeq and is a predicted model, not a curated record. NCBI's taxonomy places the organism in Eukaryota, Fungi, Mortierellomycota, Mortierellomycetes, Mortierellales, Mortierellaceae. The transcript is spliced from 6 exons.
GGACUUAGUGGGGGUGCCAUAGAGAUAUAGAUCUCUUAUCCUCAUACUCCUCUGUCGGCCCCUUGGCGGGAAGAGAUGUCCAUCAGGUGCACUGUCGGCCCCUUGGCGGGUGCAUCAAGGCACAGUAGAUGCAUUGUCGGCCCCUUUGGCGAGUGCAUCCAUUGAAGUUUCAUUUUAAUUUGUUACUACAAUUGUUUCUGGCCAUAACCUUUUGAUUUUCUAUUUUUGCUUAAUUUUACAUGAAGCUGACUGUUGGUAACCUCAACCUAGGCUCGACAUGGCUAUCCCCCCAGCUUAUGCCGGUACUACUGAUGUACUCCCUGAGAACGUUCCUUCGAUUCCAUACUUGGCAAAAACAAAGAUUGCAGCUUGGAGUUUGACGGGCUUCUUUGCUUUUACUGGACAAAACGAGUCAAGUUUUUUUACAGCAUUGAAUGAUAUUAAUUCAUUUAAGGGAGCACCAAGGGAUGUGCGAUCAUUUUGCAAAUCCAUUUUGGAUUUUUACAGUGGCAUCUUCGGAAAAGAAGCAAUUGAGAUUGCAAAAAAUAGCAUUAAAAAGGAUGUGAAUAGAUCAAUGAUGGAAGGUCAAGAGCAAUUGGUUUUGCAAUCUCGCGUUAAAAAUGGUCUUCGAGAGGAACUGGCAAAAGAACAACAGACCAGUGAACCAUGGAUCACAGCAAUAUCAACACCAAUAACACCUACCUCAACAGCUACAGUAACAGCAUCGAUGGAUCAGAAUGGAGAAGCUUCGACCUCCAAGAAACCACGCUCCCCUACUAAGAGAAGGAAGGCCAUGUGUGCUACCGAAGAGCCAUGGAGCUCACUUACUAAAUCAUUGAUGAAAAUUAAGUCUCCAUCAAUGAACCCACUACAUGCAGAGUUGUUUGAUCAUUCUGUCAACAUGUUGAAAGAGUACCAAGGACAAAGCGAGCAACAGAAAGAUAUUACAGUGGUCAAAGAUGCUCAAGUCGCAAUGAGCUGUGUUCUCAAUACAUUAUCCAAGAGGGCAUGUGACCACUUCGACAACUAUAACAAUGGCUCUGUGUUAGAGGAAGCAAUAGAACAGAGUCUGAUAGAGGGCUUCACUGAACAUCCUUGCCAACAAGUCCUGAAAAAUUAUAUUCCAAUUCUUGAGGAAGUUGAUGUAGAGGACUUUAUUGGUUGUUUGAAGACUGACUGGGGCUUACUUGAAGGUAGAAAAUCCAAGCCUCCACUGCCAUCGGAACUGCUUGAGGAUAAGGUUAUUGAAAUUUUAAUAUUGCUGUGCAAGUUCAUUACGCACCCACCAUUUGGAACUGUUGCCCCAUCUGAGAUGGACUGUAUGCAUAUUUGGGUUUCUGUAUUUGCAAUGCUAACAAACAAAGUCACCCUACAUACGUAAGUAACCAAUACAGUAUUGUCCUUGAUGCAUACAUUUGAAUACUAAUAUGUCCAAUCUCAAAAUGCAAAUAUAGGGGUGAAAAAGCCCUCGAGGCAUCAAAAUUGAUGCGCCAACUACAGACAUCAGAAUAUGGUGAUGUUAGCGAUGCUGGUCGAAAAGCCGAUUGCCUCUUUAUGUUCCAGCAGAUUGAGCUGUCAAAUAUCGAAUUUAAAUGUGAAAAUAUUUCUCCAAGAGAAAUAGCAAUCCAAAAUCGAAAAAAUAUAAGACUGGCUCGCUGUAUUCAGGAAUCGCAUGUAGCCAUUGGUGUUACUUCAUCUUCUGUUCACGUUGCUGA